CGUAGAACUACAACCAGAAGUCCCCAGACCGAAUGUGGGUAUCUCUUAAAUCAAUCUCUGUAUCCCCUAGUAAUAUGAGCAAACCAGUGCUAAUAACAAUCGAGGAUAUUCAGGAAUUCUGGGAUAACCACUUGCCUAAACCACCCGUCACGUCAGAGGUGGAAAUCGAUAUAAACGAUAUUGACUUCGAGAUUGAGGAAAAAACCCAAGCUGUUGAGGAAGUCAAAGGAAUAGAUGCAUCCACUCUGUUGACUGAAGAACAACAGGCGUAUUUACGGUUUAGGGAAAUACACCAACGCCAGUUUCAAAUUGAUUUGGUACAGAUCAAAGAGGAAUUGGCCAAUAGUGGCACGCCCUUACUAUCGUCUAAGCGUGAUAAGUCUGAGUCCACUCUGCAAUCAUCCAAGAGGUUAAAGGCGGAUACUCUCCCGGGCUUGGAGGAAGAGCUAGCUGCCCAUAUUCCUAGAACAAUGCACAAGCUUGUCCAAAAUUACCCCAACCCACUGGGAGACGGAAGCUACAGUGACUCAUGUGCUACUAUGGAAAUUCUGUUGUAUGACGAAACCUUUGGUGUGCAUGCCGAAACAAUCAAGCACUUGGAAACCAAUUUAGAUGAUUCGUUUAAAAUGGCUUUAUUACACCAACUGCAGCAGGCGAACUAUUAUCCUUCGGUGCCUAUUGAUAUUAAUUGAUACUACAGACCAUGCGCUGGUUUACCCCCACAGGG
Molecule: messenger RNA, 727 nt
Organism: Babjeviella inositovora NRRL Y-12698
Lineage: Eukaryota; Fungi; Ascomycota; Pichiomycetes; Serinales
Exons: 1
Coding region: 33-692 (219 amino acids)
Source: RefSeq, a predicted model, not a curated record